Messenger RNA from Aethina tumida (small hive beetle), 1170 nucleotides. It is a transcript of the gene RfC3, whose product is annotated as replication factor C subunit 5. Gene Ontology annotation, molecular function: DNA binding; ATP binding; ATP hydrolysis activity. Lineage: Eukaryota; Metazoa; Arthropoda; Insecta; Coleoptera; Nitidulidae. Gene Ontology annotation, cellular component: nucleus; DNA replication factor C complex. The transcript is spliced from 8 exons. The coding region runs from base 136 to 1122 and encodes 328 amino acids. Gene Ontology annotation, biological process: DNA-templated DNA replication; DNA repair. The record is from RefSeq and is a predicted model, not a curated record.
AAUAUAAAUUAUUAUAAAGAAUUUUAAGUUAUUUUUAUUUUAAGAGCAAUGCAGAAUGGGUAACAUUAGUUGCCUAACCUGUCCCGCCAAAACAGUAAGUUAUUAACCUAAAAAUUUUUCAAACACCUAUUCAAAAUGGUCCAAAUGGAAGAAAAACGCGUUAAUCUGCCAUGGGUUGAAAAAUACCGGCCAAACAAAUUGGAGGAACUUGUUUCUCACGACGAUAUAAUCAAAACAGUAACAAAAUUCAUAAACGACGAUCAGUUUCCCCAUUUACUAUUCUACGGACCACCGGGAACCGGUAAAACAAGCACAAUAUUAGCAUGUGCCAAGCAAUUGUACACACCGGCAGAAUAUGGAAAAAUGGUUUUGGAGUUGAACGCUUCCGACGAUAGGGGUAUUAAAAUUGUUCAGAAUGCUGUUCAGACCUUCGCCAGCACCAGAAAUAUGUUUCAUACUGGUUUCAAGUUAGUAAUUCUGGAUGAAGCUGAUGCAAUGACCAUGGAAGCACAAAGUUGUCUCAGAAGAAUUAUAGAAAAAUACACGGAAAAUACAAGAUUUUGCAUUAUUUGCAACUACCUCGGUAAAAUAAUCCCUGCCCUACAUUCACGUUGCACUCGGUUCAGAUUUGGUCCGUUGUCUCCGGCACUGAUUCGUCCCCGAUUGGACUUUGUAGUGGAACAAGAAAAUGUUAAAAUUACAGAAGAUGGUAAAGAAGCAUUGAUUACUUUAGCGAAUGGUGAUAUGAGAAAAGUUUUGAACGUCCUUCAAAGUACUUGGUUAGCUUACAAAGAAGUUACAGAAGACACUGUUUAUACUUGUGUCGGACAUCCCCUCAGAAGUGAUAUUGAAAACAUAGUUAAAUGGUUACUGAAUAGCGAUUUCAAAACUACCUACAAAAAUAUCAAAGAAUUGAAGACUGUGAAAGGUUUGGCUCUGCAGGAUAUUUUAACAGAAGUUCAUAAAUAUGUUCACAGAAUCGAAUUUCCCUUUGCCAUCAUGGCCAAAUUGUUGGAUGACAUGGCAACAAUUGAAAGUAGUUUAUGUGCAGGAACCAAUGAGAAUAUUCAACUUACCGCUUUUAUUGCAGCCUUUCAAGCCUGCAGAAAUAUUUCAGUAUAAUCAAUUUUUGUAUCAUUAUAUUUUUUAAUAAAACUCUUAUAUGUUUAA